Molecule: messenger RNA, 1705 nt
Organism: Eptesicus fuscus (big brown bat)
Lineage: Eukaryota; Metazoa; Chordata; Mammalia; Chiroptera; Vespertilionidae
Gene: HOXB9
Product: homeobox B9
Exons: 3
Coding region: 17-793 (258 amino acids)
Biological process (GO): proximal/distal pattern formation; DNA-templated transcription; anterior/posterior pattern specification
Cellular component (GO): nucleus
Molecular function (GO): RNA polymerase II cis-regulatory region sequence-specific DNA binding; DNA-binding transcription factor activity, RNA polymerase II-specific
Source: RefSeq, a predicted model, not a curated record
CGGAUAAUGUCUGAGAAUGUCCAUUUCUGGGACGCUUAGCAGCUAUUAUGUCGACUCGAUCAUAAGUCACGAGAGUGAGGACGCGCCUCCAGCCAAGUUUCCUUCCGGCCAGUACGCGGGCCCCCGGCAGCCGGGCCACUCGGAGCACCUGGAGUUCCCCUCCUGCAGCUUCCAGCCCAAAGCGCCGGUGUUCGGCGCCUCCUGGGCGCCCCUGAGCCCGCACGCGUCCGGAAGCCUGCCGUCCGUCUACCACCCCUACCUCCAGCCCCAGGGCGUCCCGCCGGCCGAGAGCAGGUACCUCCGCACCUGGCUGGAGCCGGCGCCGCGCGGCGAGGCGGCGGCGGGGCAGGGGCAGGGCCCGGCGGCGGUGAAGGCGGAGCCGCUGCUGGGCGCGCCGGGGGAGCUGCUGAAACAGGGCACGCCCGAGUACAGUUUGGAAACUUCGGCGGGCAGGGAGGCCGUCCUGUCUAAUCAAAGACCCGGCUACGGGGACAAUAAAAUUUGCGAAGGAAGCGAGGACAAAGAGAGGCCGGAUCAAACCAACCCUUCUGCUAACUGGCUGCACGCUCGCUCUUCCCGGAAAAAGCGCUGUCCCUACACCAAAUACCAGACGCUGGAGCUAGAGAAGGAGUUUCUGUUCAAUAUGUACCUCACCAGGGACCGUAGGCACGAGGUGGCCAGACUCCUCAAUCUGAGUGAGAGACAAGUCAAAAUCUGGUUUCAGAACCGGCGGAUGAAAAUGAAGAAAAUGAAUAAGGAGCAGGGCAAAGAGAGGUCAAGUCGUGGGUCGUAAGCCUUGACAAUGUUGUCCAUCCGUUCAUCUGUGUCCCGCUUGUCUGAGACUGUAGCUCCUCUUGCUCUCCACCGGCCCUGCAUCCUUCCGCAUCCCCCCCAGCUCCGAAAUCAACUCUGGUUGGCCAAAUCCACCUUGCACCAGCGAGUCAAGCCGGCCCCUGUAGGAAACCCUCCGCCCUCCACCCCUCUAGGUCAGCCCUGCCUCGGGCAGGAAAGCCGGGGCGGAGAGUCCCGUGGAGAAUUGAUUGAGAAUCGAUUCCUGAGCGCCCUUCCGGGAUAAGUUGCGGCGGACAAGGAGGAGCAAAGGCUCCCGCGCGCGCGCGGCCCGGGGCGCACGCCUCCCCGCCCUGCCCAGGUCCGGACCCACUCGGAGGAGUCCCGGGAAUUGGCGGCUGCCCGCCCGGGGGCGCAGAGAGAGACCGGCCCGGCGCCGAUCUGCGAUCCGCUCCGGGCCUGGAUGGCGACCUGCACGGCUGCUUCACGCACGCUUCUGGGGAUCAGUCCCGCGUGCAAAGGAAAAGGCGGAUGGCACCUAAGCUUCAGGCCGAAGCUUCUUCCUCUCUCCUUCGCUUCCGCCCCCCUUUCCCCCACCUCUCCAGUCCCUUCAAUUCCAUGGACUCUUGCUUCUGCGUCUCCCGCCCUUGCAAGGGGACAUUCCAGUAGAACUUUUUUUUUUUUGCUUUGUCAGUGGCUGUGAAAUUGUGCUGUGUUUUGUGAUUUCUUUGGGGGUGAUUGUCUCGCCUGUUUUCAGUUGUCUCUUAUGUGGGAGGGUGGUGGGUGGGAGUGGGGAGGGUAAGGGGCCUAGAGCUCUGAUUGUUUUGGAAGAAAAAAAAAAGAAAAAAGAACAAAAAAUAUAUAUCACUCUAGAAAAUAAACCUCCUCUUGUGUCUUAUUCUGCGCUGGCUCUUCU